This is a messenger RNA of Megachile rotundata (alfalfa leafcutting bee), 943 nucleotides long. Its product is annotated as protein-L-isoaspartate(D-aspartate) O-methyltransferase. Gene Ontology annotation, biological process: protein modification process. Gene Ontology annotation, cellular component: cytoplasm. The record is from RefSeq and is a predicted model, not a curated record. NCBI's taxonomy places the organism in Eukaryota, Metazoa, Arthropoda, Insecta, Hymenoptera, Megachilidae. Gene Ontology annotation, molecular function: protein-L-isoaspartate (D-aspartate) O-methyltransferase activity.
CUAAAAAUUUCUGAUACACUUACGCGAACGUAUUAUUUUUCAUAAAAUACCGACUGCCUUUGUACCCAUACGCGAUUAAUGGAAGUUUUACUGACAUAUGUAGAUAAAGUAGCGAUUGAAUAUAACGAUGUAAUUAGUUUAUUAUUUUCCGUAUUUGCAUAUGAAAUGGCCUGGUCUGGAAGAUUUCAUGGGAAAAGUAACCAUGAUCUUAUACAAAAUCUUAAAAGAUCAAGAGUAAUUAAAUCUGAACGAGUUUAUGAAGCAAUGUCUUCUGUAGACAGAGGAAAUUAUACUCAUCCCAGCUAUGCAUAUGUAGAUUCUCCGCAAUCAAUUGGUUAUGGUGCUACUAUAAGUGCUCCUCAUAUGCAUGCAUAUGCUUUGGAAAUACUUGAAGAUAAAUUACGUGAUGGUGCAAGAGCAUUAGAUGUUGGUUCUGGAUCUGGAUAUUUGACAGCAUGCAUGGCAAUGAUGUUAGGUCCAAAUGGGUUGGCUAUUGGUAUUGAUCAUAUUCCUGAACUUAAAUCAUUUGCUAUUUCCAACAUUCAAAGGGAUAAUCCAGAGCUUCUUAAAAGUGGUCGUGUUGAAUUAGUUGUUGGAGAUGGAAGAUUAGGAUAUCCUGAGAAGGCACCAUACAAUGCUAUUCAUGUAGGAGCAGCUGCUAAAGAAAUGCCACAAGCUUUGAUUGAUCAACUAGCUCCUGGAGGACGUUUAGUAUUACCAAUGGGUCCAGAAAAUUCAGAUCAAACAUUAGUACAAGUUGAUAAGACAAUGGAUGGAAAAAUUCUGAAAAAAUCUCUUACAAGUGUUGUUUUUGUCCCAUUAACUAGUAAAAAUAAGCAACAUCCAUCAUGAGAUACAUGUAUGCUCCAAUAAGUGAGCAUUUUUUCCUUUUGCGAAUUUGAUUAAGAGGACAUACUAAAUAAAGCACAUAACUUGAACUGCA